AUGGCUGAGCUUCUGUCCACUGAGUGGCUUAAGGAUUUGCCCCUGAAGGAUCGUGAUUCGUAUGUUAAUACGGCAAAAUGUCUUGAGCAGGCUGAACGGUUCGAUGACAUGGCUGUUUGUAUGAAGGAAGUGACGAGGUUUGACAAGGAAUUAAACAAUGAGGAACGAAAUCUCCUUUCCGUUGCAUUUAAAAAUGUUGUUGGGUCUCGACGCAACUCUUAUCGAGUGCUGUCAAGUCGGCUGGCUCGAACUCAGGAUCCUGAAAAACAGGCUCUUACGAGGGAGUAUUUAGAUAUUCUUCAGAAAGAACUUAAUGCCAUCUGCUCGGAUGUCUUGCAACUCAUUGAGGAGAGGCUAUAUCCUUCAUGUUCCAAUGCCGAGGGGAAGGUCUUCUACAAGAAGAUGAUGGGGGACUACUAUCGAUAUAAAGCAGAAAACGCCAAAGGCGAGGACCACAAGCAGGUCGUGGAGGCCUCUCUUAAGGCUUAUGAAGAGGCCACUGAGAUUGCAAACGAGAAGCUUAGUUGCACGCAUCCAAUUCGUCUUGGUCUUGCUUUGAACUAUUCCGUCUUUUAUUAUGAAAUCAUGAAUAGUCCUGACAGAGCGUGCCAACUUGCUAAGAAGGCUUUUGAUGAUGCUGUCAGCGAUGUUGACAGUGCCAACGACGAUUCGUACAAGGACAGUACUCUUAUCAUGCAGCUCCUUCGCGAUAACCUUGCACUUUGGACCUCCGAUCCCGAGGAGACUGAGAAUACCGAGGGUGCUGAAUAA
Molecule: messenger RNA, 771 nt
Organism: Echinococcus granulosus
Lineage: Eukaryota; Metazoa; Platyhelminthes; Cestoda; Cyclophyllidea; Taeniidae
Product: 14-3-3 protein zeta
Exons: 3
Coding region: 1-771 (256 amino acids)
Biological process (GO): signal transduction
Cellular component (GO): cytoplasm
Source: RefSeq, a predicted model, not a curated record